Messenger RNA from Pyricularia oryzae 70-15, 2993 nucleotides. Its product is annotated as SNARE docking complex subunit. The coding region runs from base 493 to 2640 and encodes 715 amino acids. The transcript is spliced from 5 exons. Gene Ontology annotation, molecular function: syntaxin binding. NCBI's taxonomy places the organism in Eukaryota, Fungi, Ascomycota, Sordariomycetes, Magnaporthales, Pyriculariaceae. Gene Ontology annotation, cellular component: cytosol; Golgi membrane. The record is from RefSeq and is a predicted model, not a curated record. Gene Ontology annotation, biological process: endoplasmic reticulum to Golgi vesicle-mediated transport; intracellular protein transport.
CAGGUGGGUCCUUCUACCUCAGUAGGACAUCAACGUGUCAAGCUGCAGGCGCGAACAUCGUUGCGAAUUGGGGCGGAUAUUCAAACAGCUUCAAUUUGUUAGUUCAAAAUAUCUCACUAUUUGCCUGGCGUAGUUACCCAUAACCAAGUCUCCACCAGGUGCAUUGCUCGCCAAAAUCCCCUAGGGAACCUACGUGAGCUGAAGUCUGGGAAUUGUAUCCCGGCCCCCAGUCUGCCACGCUGUCACUUGCUACGUUGUUGCGUUCAAGACAGCGAGCCUCAGUGCCACCAACACAGCCAAGGGACCAACCAGCCGAAGCCAGAAGCCACCCAUCCGCUUUCCCCGAGCAACGCGCGCGCAUAAUUAUUCCAGUCUAGGAUCACCACCCCAGCGUGCAUUCCGGCCCCGAAAGUGAUCUUGAGUUGCAGGCCACUCUUUAGCAUCUGCCUUACACGCUUUCAUCGGUAGUGCUUCAGCCACAUUUAGACAGCCAUGGCGGCCCGCGGCAACUCCUUACGGGACCGCCAGAUAGCCUCACUACGCAAGAUAUUCAACCUUAACAAUGAAGUCGAAGCGAGCGAUAACGAGGAGUCUCUGGCCAGCGGCGCGCUAAACCCCUCGUCCCCCAUUCUCAACGCCGAUGGCGAGCCGAUUUGGAAGGUGCUGGUCUUUGAUGACCUGGGCCGUGAUGUUAUCAGCAGUGUCCUGAGAGUCAGUGACCUGCGGUCCAUGGGAGUUACCAUGCACAUGCAUAUUUCAGCAUCAAGACACCCCAUACCGGACGUUCCAGUGAUGUAUCUUCUUGAGCCGCACCAGAAGAACCUCGAGGCCAUAACCAACGACCUCCAAAAGGGUCUCUACUCACCGGCCUACAUCAACUUCCUGUCGUCGAUACCGCGACCUCUCCUGGAAGACUUUGCGACACAAACAGCCGCUGCGGGGACCUCGGACCACAUCGCGCAACUCUUUGACCAAUAUCUGAACUUUGUAGUUGCGGAGCCAGACCUGUUCAGCUUAGGGAUGCAAAAAGAGCACACGUACUGGGCUUUGAAUAGCGCCAAGACGAACGACGAAGAACUGGAUAAUGUGGUCGACCGAAUUGUCAGUGGUCUAUUCAGCGUUAUAGUAACCAUGGGUUCCAUUCCCAUCAUCAGAUGUCCUAAAUCGGCAGCCGCCGAGAUGAUAUCCGCCAAGCUAGAUCGCAAGCUCCGUGAUCACAUUCUCAACUCCAAGGACAACCUAUUUUCCGCCUCAAAUCGCUCAGGAUCAUCAUCAGCCACGCCUGGUCCAAGACCAGUUCUGAUCAUCCUGGAUCGUAACGUGGAUCUUACCCCCAUGCUCUCCCACUCCUGGACCUACCAAUCUUUAGUACACGACGUGCUCAACAUGAAGUUGAACCGUAUCACAAUCGAGACGCCUGUGGAUGAGAGCAAUCCUGCCAAGGGCGUGACGCGCAAGGCAUACGACCUCAAUGCCAACGACUUUUUCUGGGAGAGGAACGCGGGCGCGCCCUUUCCCCAGGUUGCCGAGGAUAUUGAUGCUGAAUUGACGAAGUAUAAGGAGGAAGCUGCUGCUAUAACCAAGAAGACGGGCGUGACAGAUCUUGAGGAUCUUCAGAACGAUACCAGUGCAAGCGCACAGCAUCUCAAGGCUGCGAUUACACUUCUACCUGAGCUUCGAGAGCGCAAGGCUACUUUGGAUAUGCACAUGAACAUCCUCGCCGCGCUGUUGACUGGAAUCAAGAACAGGCAACUGGAUAACUACUUCCAAAUUGAGGAGACUGUGACAAAGCAGACUAAAGUCCAGAUUCUGGAAACAAUCAAGGACGAUAACAAGGGUAACAACCCGGUGGAUAAGCUGCGGCUGUUCAUCAUAUGGUUUCUGAGUGCGGAACAGGACCUGAGCAGACAGGAAUGGCAGCAAUUUGAGGAAGCGCUGGUGGCUACUGGUGUGGAUGUUACCUGCCUGCCAUAUAUACGACAGGUCCGGGCAACAACCAAAAUGACACAAUUAACAACGAUCAACUCCUCGAGCUCCCAACCUCAACAAUCCUCGGACCUGUUCGGACGUUUUUCCAACAUUGGAUCCAACAUUGGCUCUCGCCUUCGUGACCAGCUCAAAGAGUCGGGCGUACCCACCAAUGCUAUCAGCGCAAACUUCGACUCCAUCAUUGGUGGUAUAAAGACAUUCCUCCCAGUGAACCGUGAUCUCACGGUUACCAAGAUUGUCGAGUCAAUCAUGGAUCCUUCGGCCGCAUCGUCCUCAGCUAUCGCAAAGACAGAGCAUUAUCUCUACUUUGAUCCGCGCUCCGCCAAUGCUCGCGGAACGGUACCACCACCAUCGGCCGUGCGAUCCGGGACCGUGCCCACUUCCACCCCUGGCGGACUUCCGGGGGCUGGUGGUCCCGGGGCCGCGGCGAGCUUCGGCCAGAGGCGACAGGGCUUCACCGAAGCAGUAGUGUUUACUGUCGGUGGCGGGAGUAUGGAUGAGUACGGAAACUUGCAGGAGUGGGUUGCUCGGACUAGUGGAAGCGGAGAUCGGGUGCGGAGAAGAGUGGUCUACGGAAGCACAGAAAUGGUCAAUGCUACCGAAUUUAUUUCGCAGGAGCUCGACAGACUGGGCAAGGAGGUUGCCUCUUAGAAUAAAAUUGCAGACUCGCGCAGGUCCAAUUUGAAAUCCAAAAGCUGGCCCAUCGAAAUGGGCCAGACUAAGCUUGUGUUCAAUCCGACACGGGAAGUACGAAUGAAUAAUUUACGAAGCUGUUUCGAACCCUCCAUAAAUACAACCUGCUCAACGGCGGAAUUGCAAUAUGAGCCAUGUCCCAAAACAGAUAAAAUGAUUGGAUUGUCUUAUAUACAUGUCACUUAUGUGGAGUUGAAAAAUGAGGUUUGUUCAUAGUGAAAAUCGCUUUGUAUCUAGCUACUUGACCCAUGGUCUUGACAGGGUAUUAUUCCAAACACGCUGGUAAAAAAAAAGUCUUGAUACAAAACCAA